Messenger RNA from Daldinia childiae, 408 nucleotides. RefSeq names its product 60S ribosomal protein L27-B. Gene Ontology annotation, cellular component: ribosome; cytosolic large ribosomal subunit. The transcript has 3 exons. NCBI's taxonomy places the organism in Eukaryota, Fungi, Ascomycota, Sordariomycetes, Xylariales, Hypoxylaceae. Bases 1 to 408 code for a protein of 135 amino acids. The record is from RefSeq and is a predicted model, not a curated record. Gene Ontology annotation, biological process: translation. Gene Ontology annotation, molecular function: structural constituent of ribosome.
AUGAAGUUCCUAAAGGUUGGCCGAGUAGCCAUUAUCACCCGUGGCCGAUAUGCCGGAAAGAAGGUUGUCAUCAUCCAGCCCGUCGACAGCGGCAACAAGGCACACCCCUACGGCCACGCCCUAGUCGCAGGCAUCGAGCGCUACCCUUCUAAGAUCACCCGACGCAUGUCCAAGUCGCGACAGGACAAGCGAUCCAAGAUCAAGCCUUUCAUCAAGGCCAUCAACUACAACCACUUGAUGCCCACACGAUACACCCUCGAGCUCGAGGGCCUUAAGGGCGUCGUUUCCGGCGAGACCUUCAAGGAGGUCAGCCAGCGCGAGGACGCCAAGAAGAACGUCAAGAAGGUCCUCGAGGAGCGCUACACGAGCGGCAAGAACAGAUGGUUCUUCACACCCCUAAAAUUCUAA